Messenger RNA from Poeciliopsis prolifica (blackstripe livebearer), 5187 nucleotides. RefSeq names its product regulator of G-protein signaling 3-like. Gene Ontology annotation, molecular function: protein binding. The annotation marks the transcript as partial. NCBI's taxonomy places the organism in Eukaryota, Metazoa, Chordata, Actinopteri, Cyprinodontiformes, Poeciliidae. The transcript has 14 exons. The record is from RefSeq and is a predicted model, not a curated record. Gene Ontology annotation, biological process: signal transduction. Gene Ontology annotation, cellular component: plasma membrane; nucleus.
UGCUGGCAGGAGGUCAGCAUUCUCCGGGGGUUGGACGGUUUUGGGUUCGCCAUCUUCUCCGAUCAUCCCGUCAGAGUCCAGGCUGUGGAUCCGGGCGGUCCAGCUCAGAGAUCCGGACUCCGUCAGGGAGACUUGGUCCUCCAGCUCAACGGACUUCCUGUGGAAUCCUGGACCUGCGCCGACCUGGCCCAGGCCAUCAGGAGCUGUCCGUCUCGGAUCAUCCUGGCGGUCUGGAGAGGUUUACCUGAGCUGGGCUCAGUGUGCGAGACGUGGCUCCACCCACAGCUUUACAAUCCGAAUCCGCCUGGUAACCAUGGAAACUACCAGAACUGCACCGUCUUUCAGUCCCAUCUGCUGUGGCCCGGAUAUGGAGACACAUCACUUCCACCAAAAACUGUCAUCUUCCCCUUCUUUGUCCAGCCUCUGGACUUCUGCAGCCCGGUCAGAACCCUGCGCAUGUCCGAGGAGAUGAUUCUGCACCAGGCCCACCUGCUUCCUUCCAAGGUCUCCGUCCUGAUCUUCUCCGACCUGCUGCUUCUUGCCAGACAGGAGGAAGGCGGUCACUGCACCGUCCUCCGGAGCCCGCUGUACCUGAAUGCGCUCCGGCUCAGAGAAGUCCCGUGGGAACCGCUAAGGCUCCACCUCCUGCAGAGGUCCGCUGGCGGCUGGCGGUGCGUCUUCAGCCUGGAGGCCUUCAACGCCGAGCAGAAGGUCCGGGUCGGCCUCUGUCUCCGGGACGACCGGCGGCGCUGCCUGGUCGCCAUGGAGACCACACUCCCUUGGCAGCAGCAGGGGGAGAGUUCCUCUGAGGUGUUGGACUCUGGGGGUUCGGGGCUCCGCCCCCCCACCAGCCAGGAGGAAGAGGAGGAGGAAGAGCGCGGCUGUAGGCCUCCGGUCCUGCGCCGCUCGCUCUCUGAGGGUUCCUUGCUACAGGAAGCUCGAUUGCCUCUCUUCCUGUCUGACAGCACUAUCCGUCAACUUAGACCGACAUUGACCUUUGACCCAAGCCUGCCCCCUCCCCACUGCCUGCCCCAGCUGACCAAGGAAGGAGCAUCUCUGCACCCAUGCUGCUGCUGCUCAAUGGAGCCAAGGAAGGAAAAUCCAGCAACUUCAGGCUGAAGGAGAAGAAAACCAAAAGUUUACCAUCUGAAGGAGAGGUUAGGAGAUGGGCAGACAGUCUGAAAGCUCUGCUGACCACUCAGCAUGGUGUGGAAGUCUUUCGUGACUUUAUGAGGUCAGAGUUCAAUAAGGAAAACCUGAACUUCUGGUUGGCUGUGGAGAAGUUUAAGAGGACAAACUCCCUCAGUAAGAUGGCCACUCAAUCUCGGAAGAUCUAUGACCAGUUCCUAUCUCCAUAUGCAGCGCGACAGGUCAGACUCCACCAAUCACAGCCUUAGUUUGGGUGUUGACCCCGCCUCCUUCCAGCGGGCGCAGGAUCAGGUCUUCAGCCUGAUGGAGGCCAGACAGUUACCCACGAUUCCUCAAGUCCCACCUCUACGCUCAGCUGGCCAAUCACAUCGCAGGCACAGCAGUGGAGCUGCCCAAUCAGACUAAUCAGUCUGUGAUUGACUAGCCAGAUGCAUCAUGGGACCUACAGUUCAGAGAUUCUGAUUAAUACUAAAUAUUUUAGUGCGUCCUCUCUCACAAAACAUUGCAAGUUUUUAUCAAAUAUUUAUAAAACUGUAGAUUAAUCUCCUUCCUUUCUGUCACUGAUCAGGGGCCUCAUGGGUUUUUUUCCAAGUUUUUUUUACUGUUAUUUAACACUUAACAAUUGUACAAGAUCACGUGGCAUGUACAUUCCUGGAGAAAUCGAGUCUUACAGGCUUAAAGCACACAUAUUAUUAUAAGACAACAAUAAAAAGUUAAAUUAGAAAUAAAUCAAAUUUGUCAGACAUCAAACAGCGAGAAAGUAGAACGACAAAAACAAACAGAUAAAGGCAAAGGGGCUUCAGGUCUCAAAUCAGUUCAGAUCAUUAUCGGGUCAGAGCUGCAUUCCCUGCUUGUUUUCAUCAGUUUUAAGGUCCUGAAGCGGUUCUCCAUCAAAAGGUUUUUAAAAGCUGAAAAGUCAGCUUUUCUAUUCCUCAUUUACAGCAGAGGAUGAAGAAUUUGGCGAAGAUCAGCAGGUUGUUCAGAAUGAUGUCGGUUCUUCUGUCUCUGGUGGGUCCAAAUAUUAUAUUCUCUCCUUUUAAGGGAUGAUGUAAGGAAAGUUUUGGUGAGAUCCAGGCCUGAAAGUUUCUCCAAAAUGUUCCAGUUUGCACACAAUAGAAGAGAUGAUCUGUUGUUUCAAUGUUGUUGUCACAGAAGGUCCAGCUGUUGGUAUCAAAGUUGAAUCUUUUUCUUCAUAGUUCCCUGGAGAGUUUGUAAUAGGAAUGUUGCCAAUGGAGAGGUGAUGGAAGAAAUAAUGGACAGAAAACAAUUGGUUUGCAUCAAUAAUGGAGAAGGGACGAGGAUUAAUAUUAGAAAUGGAUAUGAAUCAGCAUUAGAUUUAACUUUAGUUUCAGAGAAUUUUGCCAGGAUUAGUAAUUGGAAAAUAUUAAGAGAAUCAACUAUAGGAAGUGAUCAUCAUCCUAUACUUAUUGAAAUUGGUCUGGACAUGAGAAACAUUGAUCAUGAAAGCAUAGAAAGAUGAAUGUUUGGAAAUGUUGAUUGGGAAAAAUAUAAAAUAAUAAGUGAUGAAGAAAUCCAAAAGGUUAAUAUAGAUUUGGAUGUUGAUAAUGUAAAUUGUUCCAUUUGUGAAGCCAUUUUAGGUGAACCAAUCCAAAGGAAAAGAGGAAAAUAUCUUAAAAAUAUAGCAGCGUGGUGGACAAAGGAAUGUGAUGUUGCAAUGAAAUCUUGAAAUAAAGCUUUUAAAUUGUUAAAAAGAAAUCAGAAUUUUCAGCAUUUUAUUGAAUAUAAAAUGUUACAAGGUCUUGUUAAAAGAACUGUGAAAAAAAUAUUUAUUGGGGAAACUUGUGAUUCGGUCGGUAGGGAAACAAAAAUGUCAAAAGGAGAAUGGAGAAUGAUAAAGCGAAUAGAAGUGAAUAUGGAUAUCCAGUUCUGAAAGAUGGAAAUAUUAUUGCUGUGAUGGAGAAGAAGACAAACAUGCUGGUUAAAACAUUUGCUAAAGUUCAUAGCUGUAAUAAUUUAAAUAAUGAAGAAUAUCGUAGAAAAGUUUGUACAAUUAAUGAUAAUGUUGAUUUAUUAGAAGAAAAUGUUAGAUAUAAUGACUUAUUAAAUGCUUCUUUUCUUUAUUUGAAUUAAAUAAUGCUAUAAGAAAAUCUAAAAAUUAAUCUCCAGGAAAAGAUAACAUUAAGUAUAUUAUGGAUAACAAGCUUAGUAAUUCAGCUAAGAAGGUUUUAUUGGAAUUAGAUAAGAUAUGGGAUUUUUACCUGUGGCAUGGAAAGAAGCAAUUGUAGUUCUAAUCUUAAAGCCAGUUAAAGAGCAGUCAAAUCCAGCAAGUUAUAGACCUAUUGCUUCAACUUCACAUUUAGAUAAAAUAAUGGAGAGAAUGAUAAAUGAAAGAUUGAGCUACUUGGUUGAAAAAAAGGAAUAUUUAUCAAAAUGUCAAAGUGGAUUUAGAAAAGGUAGGAGAAUUAAGGAUUCUAUUUUAUGUUUAGAACAUGAAAUCAGAAAAGGGCAAGUUAAUAAAAGGAGGGUAUGGAGGCUGUUUUCUUUGAUAUAGAGAAAGUUUAUGAUAUGAUGUUGAAGGAAAGUUUUUUAAUUAAAUUGAAAAAAAAGGGAAUUAGUGGAUCAAUGUUUCAUUGGAUGAAAUAUUGUUUUACAAGACAGAUCAGUAAGAAUAGGACAACAAUUGUCAGAAAGGUUUUUUGUUGAGGAUGGUACACCUCAGGGAAGUAUAGUAAGACCUUUAUUGUUUUUCUAUUAUGAUCAAUAUAUGUUUGACAAUUUGGAGAGUGGAAUGGUGUUUUCUGAUGAUGGAGCAAUCUGGAAGAGGGGUAAAAAAUUUAAAUUAAUGAUAUAGAAGAAUGGUCUUAAAUGGGGAUUAAAAAUUUCUAUAGACAAAUCAAAGACUAUUUUUUACGAGGAAGAAAGCGUCUGAAAAUUUUAAACUGCAAAUAUAUAAUCAUGAAUUAAAAAGGGUUAAGGAAUUUAAGUUUUCGGGUAUAUGGCUGGAUGAGAAACUUACGUGGAAAAUUGAUAUUAAAAAAGUGUAAGACCUUUAAAUGUAAUGAGGUGUUUGGUGGGGAGUGAGUGGGAAGCUGAGACAAAAACAAUAUAUACUGGUUUAAUCAGGUCAGUAUUUGAUUAUGGCAGUAUAGCUUUUGGGUCAGCAUCAGAAACACUACUCAAAAAAUUAGAUAAUAUUCAAUAUGAAGCUGUGAGGUUAAGAACAGGAGCCAUCAGUAGAAAUGCCGCUUCAUCUCAGAAGAGUACACAACAAUAUUGGUGUCAUUUAAAGGGCAGUAAUAAAAGAAAUCAUCCAUGUCAAGAAAAUUUUAAAACCUGGUUGGAAAAAGGUUUAAAUUAAACAUAAACAUAAUUUAAUUUUUUUUGAUUGGGAGAUAGAAAACUUUAUAAAAGACUUAUAUAAAUGAGUCCAACAGUUCCUCCGCCUCUAUUUCAUGAUACUGUUGUUGAUUUUACUUUGUUGGAGAAAAAGAAAAAUGAAAACCUUUCAGAUUCAUGUUCAGUUCAAUCAUAUUUAGGUAAUAAGCACUAUGUAUAUGUGCAAGUUUAUACAGAUGCUUCAAAAAACUCAAACAGCGAUAAUGGGUGUCAUUCAUCAUCAUUCAUUGUUCUAGAAUUCACGUUAGCUUGUAGCUUAGCCACCUCGACUUCCGGGGUGGAAACGCGUUCAUUCUUGUCCAUCUCCUGUUUCAUAUCUUAUAGUGUCUCCAUCAAGUUUAGAGGAAAAGUCCCUUCUUAAUGAUUCCUACGCAGUCAGGAUUUGAUCACUUACUAUUUUCUGACUCGCCGUUUCCGUCCAGCGCCGCCAAGUUAGCUUGUUAGCUUUAGCUUCUAACAGCUUCGUUUGCUUUUCCCUUCGUGUCGUUUAAUCGAGCUACGCAUUAUACUUUAAAUUGUCCUUUUUUGCAUAACUCUUAAGUGAACAGCAGUUCUUUUUCCCUUAUUAAAGCAGCAAACAGCAGGGCGAAGUUCAGGACGUCUUCUGACGUGGCCGCCAUAACCGGAAGUCGCCAAUCUGCAGCUUUUCUACUGUAGUUGAAUGUCCAGCUCAAUGUGUGU